GCAUCAAACUUCCCUGCGAAAGCCCGGGCGAGGCGGAGGGGAGGGGGACAGGCAGAGACAGAGCCAGGGCUCCGGCCAUGCCCCAGCCCCGCUGCCCGCCCGCUGUCCGCCCCGGGCAGGUGCCCCCGGGCAGGUAGAGCCAGGUGGGCUCCGGGCAGCUCCCCCUGCUCCUGUCCUGCUGGGAGAUCUGUCCUUCCCGCCGGCACCUGCACCUCCCUGGAGGAGCCCAUCUCAGAGGAGGCUCUGCCACCUUAUCCGAGCUCCGCGCUGUGCGAGCAGCCGCGAGCAGCGAGUGCAGGAAAGUUUUUGCCAAACUUUUUCUGGUGUUUUUGCUUUGCUUUUUCACCCCUCGAGGGACUCUGCGCCAGCCAGGAGGGCUGGGGAGGCUUCUGAGCCAGAGCAAGGUUCCCCCCGGACGCCGCAGGGAUUGGAGAAACGGGGGAAAGAAGGAAUAAGGUGAUUGCGGAAAGGGGGUGAAGGAAAAAACCGAGAACUUCGGGAAGAAGGGAAGGCAAACCCAACCCGCAGCCCCAGGAUGAAGCGGUGAAUGGCAAGAACAAUUUAACUUGUUCAACAAGUGGGAUCAACAAGUGGGAAACCCUGCGCGCCUCGUCCUUCCCGUCCCUCCCCGCUCCGGCUUCCCCAAACUCCUCGCCGCGGAGGAAAACUUCUCCAGCGGGCUCGGGACACGCAGCGGGACCGGCCCCGGGAUGCUGCCCCGGGCCAGCGCCCUCCUGGCCGUCUGUGCCCUCCAGGGGCUGCUGCUGCUGCACGGUCUUGCUGAGGAAGAGCUUCUUCAAAAACCAAGGCUGAGCAUUUCCAAGGACCAAAUUGUCAUCUCACCAGGAGACACUCUAAAAAUAAAAUGCUGGGGACCCCCAUCCGUGAGCUGGCAGCUCAGGGAGGACAACCCGCGGGUGCACGUGAGCAGCUGCCGCGAGAUGCCCGGGCUGAGCUGCAGCCAGCUCGUCCUCAGGAGAGCCAUGGUCAACGACACCGGCUACCUCAGCUGUGCCCUCAACAGCACCCCCGAGCACCAGGGGCUUGUGGCCAGGAUCUAUGUCUUUGUCGAAGACUACAGGAAUCCAUUUGUGGAGAUGCACCCGGAACACCCCGACAUCAUCUACAUCACGGAUGAUAAGAAAACAGUGGUGAUCCCCUGCCGGGUCACCUCACCAGACAUCAGACCCAAGCUCAUCCAGUACCCUUCUUCGGCAGAGAUCAACUUCAAGAAGAUGGUGUGGGACCCCAAGAGAGGCUUUGUCAUCCCCUCCCACUCCUUCGUGCCCUCUGGGAUCCUCACGUGCUCGGCCCACGUCAACGGCAGCGUCUUCAACUCCUACUACAUGGCCCAGAGACUGGAGGGCAGAAUACAGAACCUGGCUCUGAAGGCAAGUGCCAAAAAGCUGCUGGUUGGAGAAACUCUCAAGCUGGAGUGCAAAGCAGAGACCUUCAUCAACGGGCGCAUCGAGUUCAUCUGGACAUGUCCCCGUGGCACACACCCCCACCCCAGGAGAACAAUGGACCAGAGUGAUGUCGUGUACAAAGCUGGCAGCAGCCUGAUAAUUGAAAAUGUCACCAUGGAAGAUGGGGGCCUGUACACCUGCAGGACAUUCAAUGCCACCAGGCUGGAGGCCAAUGUCACUGUCACCGUGUAUGAAAAACCCUACAUCACGGUCUCACACAAGAAAGGGCCUUACUACGAGAUUACCUCAGGACACAAGUCCCUGAAACUGGCUGCCAAGGUGGACGCCUUUCCUCGACCCACUGUCACCUGGUACAAGGAUGGCAAACUGAUCAAGGACAACCACACCUGCUAUGAGCCAGAUCCACUGAAAUACAGACUGGGAAUACGAGAUGUGAGACCAAAACAUGCUGGGAACUACACCAUGGUCCUGAGCAACCCCAAAUACGGCCUCUACAAGAACCUCACCAUGCAGCUGGUGGUGACAGAGAGACCCAAGAUCUAUGAAAAGGAAACAGAUUUUGAUAAGGUUGUGAAGGUGGAAUUGAGAAGCAAACACAAAAUCCAGUGCACAGCAAGUGGGAAUCCUGAGCCAAAGAUGGAGUGGAAGUGGCAGCCCUGCAGCCUCACAGACACCCUGUGCAAUCCUGAGGGGCCAAAAGUUGUGGUUUCAGAGAACACAGUCAUAGGAAACAAGAUCAGGAGCAUUGAGAACACCCCCAUGAGGCAGGGGGAUAAACCAAAGAUUGUGAGCACCCUCACCAUGGAGGACAGCAGUGCCUCAGGAAUCUAUUACUGCGUGGCUGCCAACAAGGUGGGCGAGGAGGAGCGGAGCAUCGCCUUCUACGUGUCAGAUGUGCCCUCUGGGUUGCAGACAUCCUCCCAAGUCACAGCCAUCGUGGGGAAUGAUGUCCAGCUGACCUGCCGGGCCUCCAAGUACAUCUACACCCACCUGGCCUGGUACUACCCCUCCUCAGAGCCAGCUCCCAGCCACUCUGUGGUCAGGAAAAUGGGCAAAUAUUCCAUCUCUUUGACCCUGCUCAUUCCCAACGUCACGAGGGAGCAGAGUGGCCUCUACAAGUGCCGAGCCCAGAACCAGCAGAACAGCACGGACACGCUGGAGCAGCACAGCCAGCUCCUGGUCAGAGCGAAGGCGGCGCCGGUCGUGAUCCAGAACCUCACAGACCUGGAGGUCAACAUCAGCGGCAAGAUCCUGCUGGAGUGCAAGGUCAGUGGGACUCCAGAGCCACAGGUCACCUGGAGGAAGAAUGGCUACCCCAUCUCAGCAGCAUCAGGAAUUUCCAUGGAAAACAACACCCUGGUGAUUGAGAGAGUGAAGAAGGACGACGAGGGGCUCUACGAGUGCCGGGCCUCCAACGACCUGGGCCAGGACAGCACAUCAGCCUUCAUCAAAAUCCAGGGUUCUGAGGAGAAAUCCAACAUUGAGGUGAUCAUUCUGGUGUGCACAGGGCUGGCUGCCACGCUCUUCUGGCUCCUCCUGACCCUCUUCAUCCGCAAACUGAGAAAGCCCGACGCCACAGAUAUUAAAACAGGAUACCUGUCAAUUAUCAUGGACCCAGAGGAGAUGCCCCUUGACGAGCAGUGUGACCGCCUGCCCUACGACAGCAGUAAAUGGGAGUUCCCCAGGGACAGGCUGCGCCUGGGUAAAACUCUGGGUCAUGGUGCUUUUGGGAAGGUGGUGGAGGCGUCUGCUUUUGGCAUUGAUAAAUCUUCAACCUGCAAAACAGUUGCCGUAAAAAUGCUGAAAGCAGAAUGUGCAACUACUAAUGAAUGCAAGGCUCUAAUGUCUGAGCUGAAGAUCCUCAUCCAUAUAGGACAUCACCUGAAUGUGGUCAACCUGCUGGGAGCCUGCACCAAAGCUGGAGGUCCUUUAAUGGUCAUAGUGGAAUAUUGCAAAUAUGGAAAUCUGUCCAACUAUCUCAGAGGGAAACGAGGAGAUUUCAUUGCAUACAAGUCCCAGGAAAACUCUGACCAAGCAGAGAAGAGUCUGGAUGAGUCCAACAGUGAUUUGACUGAACUGAUCAAGAGGCGCCUUGAGAGUGUGGCCAGCACAGGCAGCUCUGCCAGCUCAGGAUUCAUUGAAGAUAAGAGUUACAGUGACUCAGAAGAUGAUGAAGAAGAUGCUGAGGAUCUGUACAAGAGGCCCUUGACUCUGGAGGACCUGAUUUGCUACAGCUUCCAGGUGGCAAAAGGCAUGGAGUUCCUCGCCUCCCGAAAAUGCAUCCAUCGGGAUUUGGCAGCCAGGAACAUCCUCCUGUCCGAGAACAACGUGGUCAAGAUCUGUGACUUCGGCCUCGCCAGGGAUAUUUACAAAGACCCCGACUACGUCCGGAAGGGAGAUGCACGGCUUCCACUCAAGUGGAUGGCUCCAGAAGCUAUUUUUGACAAAAUUUACACCACACAGAGUGACGUGUGGUCUUUCGGAGUGCUGCUGUGGGAAAUAUUUUCUCUAGGUGCCUCUCCAUACCCUGGGGUGCAGAUAGAUGAGGAUUUCUGCCGGCGGCUCAAGGAGGGGACCCGGAUGAGAUCUCCAGAGUAUUCCACUCCUGAAGUGUACCAGACAAUGCUGGACUGCUGGCACGGGGUCCCCACGGAGAGGCCGACGUUCACCGAGCUGGUGGAGCGCCUGGGGGAUCUCCUUCAGGCCAACGUGCAGCAGGAUGGCAAAGACUACAUUCCACUGAACAUCACCUUGUGUCCAGAUGGAGAAUCCAACUCCAAAACCUGCCCUGUGGAAGAAAACUUGAGCAAUGGAGUGAAUCGCUGGAGUGCAGUAGAAACCGGCAACAACAGCAAGAAGAGACCCCUGAGUGUGAAGACAUUUGAUGAGGUGCCAGUGGAAAAGGAGAAAGUGAUGCAUGAGGAGUCUGACAGUGGGAUGGUGCUGACCUCAGAUGAGAUAAAAAGCCCCAAGAGGUUGGAAAUCCGUUCCUGGCCCUACGGGAUCAUGGCUCUGGCGAGGAGAGCUGUCAGCAGGAGCAAGGAAUCCAUCCUGGCUGACCACGAGACUGUCAAGUACCAGCCAGCAGUGCAGGUGGAAGAGGACACCAUGGACUUCCCCCUGGAAGACUCUGUCCUGCUCCCUAUGGAUCCCAACCUGGAGUGCCACAGCCCUCCUCCAGAUUACAACUCUGUCAUCCACUACUCAGCCCCCCCAGUGUAAGCAGUGCCCCUCAGGGGCUGCAGCUCAGCCUUGCUAGGCUCUGCUGUGCCCCCGGGGAGCCUGGGUGAAGCAGGAGCGAAUUCUGCUGGGAUAAUGCUUCACAUGUUUCUUCUGGCACAUCUCAGAUGGGAUUAGAAACAACUUAAGAGCAUCUUCUCUCUUCUCUUUAAGGCCUAUUGCAAUAUCUGCAGUGAAUUAAUGACAUUGUCUGUCAGUCAUAGUAGGAGCUGUAACCCUGAACUGCUGCCACUCCUCCCCCUGGGUUGGGCUGUUCAUUUGCACUGCCAGAUCCACAGGUUCCUGCGUCCCCAUUUCACUCCAUGAGGGUCAUGCCAAGCUGGUUGGGAACACAAGAUUCAAGCUGCUGGCCCUGACACAUCCUGCAGGGAUUGGUUAGGCCAGUGCUGGAAGGCAUCUGUUAAAAACAGCAGCCACACAUGAAUGUUUUGGGCUUGGAGAAAAGCUGAAACACCCUUCCUAACUUGGGAUUUCACCUCCUGUAAAUAUUGCUGAAACAUUCUGAAAUCCAAGAUAUUUUGGUUGUAAUUUGGACUUAAUAAUUUCCACUGCCCAGAGGAUACUCUCCUAAAGAUGGCACGUGCUCAUGUGCCUGCUCUUUGGGCCAGCAAGGCACACAGUGUGGUUAAGACUGAUGCCCUGGGCUUUCCCCUUGUUCAAACAGCAGUUUAUUCUGCAGACAUGCAAUAGGGAACCUUGCUGGAGAUGCUCUGUAAUGGUUGCAAGGCAAAAUCACUGCCUUAAGUAAGAACCUUCUCAACUCGAACAGAAGCUCUCGGCUCACACACACCUUUGUGUGAAUAUGCAGAAAACUCUCAUUACCAGCACGAGAGUUACACAAAAACUCACACACACCCUUGAGGCACCAGCAGGGCAGCAGCAUUUUUGUUUCCUUUCUGCACACAGACUAUUUACUAAAACAACACACAAAACAAAAACAAAAAAACAAACAAAAAAAGCAUUUCCUCUGGAUUCUGUGGGGAUGCCCAAGGUUUGACCCUGGGGAUACUCUCCCUGUUAAGCUGCAAGCCCAUGUGACACACAGUUCUCUCUGUCUUGCCAAGGUAAAUACUGCUAUCAAAUGCAAAGCCCUUCCUGGGUUUAGGGUAAUUCAAAGCUGUUGUUGCAGCAGGACUGAAAGGAUCACAAAUUCUCCCAUGUGAGACAUUGACAGUGGGUUUGCCCCUGCCCCAGAGCUGUGGGCGGCAGGGACUGUUACAAGUGUGCCCCGGUGCCCUGUGUGCCCCGGGCAUCAUCACAGCAGCCUCCCAAAUCAGCAAAUAAUCCCUAGCCUUUCAUGUGCUCUGUAACAAUCAGAGUUGGCUUUAAAAUUUAGGAAGGGAAAGGUCACCAGGUUGCAAGGAGAAAAAACCAGGAUGAGUAAGAUGUUCACUGACAGUGAGGGCUGUAACCUCCUGAGUUAUAAACUGAUCUGUAAAUGGCUCCCUGUGCAGUUUCCUCCAAGCUCUGCACAACCCUUUCCUUUUCUCCCUUGAUUUGACUUCUUCAGUGGAAAAAGAAUUUUUUUUCAUGAUUCAGACUAGAGGGCGAUGAAAUCCAAGCCUUGCAAAAUGAUGCUGUUACCUUGGCAAAGACAGCUGCACGCCCUCGCAGCAGCGAAGGAAGUUUUCUGGAUGAGUGCUUGCAGUGGGCUACGCUGAAGGAAUCACAAACAAGCCUCAGGUAUUAUCAAAGGGGAAAACAAAUCUCCAAACCCACCCCACGUUAACUGUGAACUCUCAAGCAUCUGAAGGAUGGACUCUGGGGAACUGCACUGCUUCUCCCCCUUGACUUCAGAGUCCCUUAUGAAUCACCUGCAGUCCCUGCAGAGCCCCCUGCUCAUAGUGCACCUGCUAGAUAGGUGUGGGCUGUAGUUGCUUUAUGGUCAUUUUGCACUGCUUUGUAUUUUAGUACCAAUGUAUUAAGUAGAGCUGGUCACAGAAGAGAAGAAACUACUGAUGAGCCCCAGGAAGCUCAUUGGGUUGGUUUUUCGUCAAACACUAUUAGCUAUCUAUAGCUCUGAUCAAUCAACUGAUGGAUCUAUCAAUCAGUUCUUGUGGAAAUAAAUGACUGAUGAGGCAAAGGAAGAGAAGGUGCAGCCUGUGUGUGGCUCUGCUGUUGAUGGCCUCAGCUGGAGAUGUUUGUUACUGCACCUUGAGCUGGAGGGUGAGAAAAUGGCGUUGAAAAACCUUCACUGAGGAACUCUGAAAUGUAGGAACGAAACCUGCACGUGUGUUUUGAGGAACACGGGAAGCUCUGCUGGGGGAGCUGAGCACGUGGCCUCCCCUCUCCCCUUCUCUGAAGGAUGAGCUGCAGGGUUUCUCCAAGGGCAGAGGCACAGGAGCGCAUCUGGGGAGCGGGGCCCAGCGGAUGUGGGGAGCCAGGGUCCUUCUGGCUCUCAGUGACAACCAUCAGCCUUUCUGUGCCACCUGAGACGGUGGAGCAGGGCCCAGGCUCCAGUGCUGCAGAUGGUUAAAGCCCUGGUUGCACUGACAGCCCCAGGACUGAGGGCUCCUCUGCAGUGGCAGAAUCGAGAGCGUCCUGAGCACAUCCAGCGAUGGAAGGGACUGACUGAUGUUUGGGCAGCUGAUUCCAAUGUUAUUUCAUGGAAGAUUUUUUUUCCUCCUUAUAGUAAAUGUAACAAGCAAAAGUAUUGCCUGAAAAGUAUUAUUGAACAUAUUCUAUUUUAUUUACUAAUAUUUUGUUUGUCCUUCUCUCGCCUCCCUUAAUUUAAUUAUUGUUCUCUUCUUCCAAUGAUGUAUAUAAUGUACCCUGUAGCAACAAAUAUAGUAUUUCAUUUAUAUGGUAAAAUUGGUAACAUUUUAGUCCAAAGAGAAAGAAAUACCCAGAUGUAACAGAGUUAAGUAUCAUACUAAACAUUUCACUAAUGCUUGCAGGCCAGGCUCCAGUUUACAGUGCCCCACUAGUGCCAUGGCACAGCAGCUCUCUUGGCUGGGAGUGCCUCUGCCUCUCAAUUCUUCUCCUUGUUAUUUAGUUUCAGUUAGGAAACGGGAAUCUGGAGGAAUUUGGCAGGUUUAUCUCAUUCCUGGAAGUGUCACCAUGUGCAGCUUGGGUUAAAGGUGAUGGAUUUCCACUGCCUGGGUUUUCAUUGAAGGCUGGUGGAUUGGCUAGAGGAUCAGAAGGGGUAAAUUGUUAAAAAGAUGUGAUUUUUAUUAUUUUUUUCAGACUUCUCAGGGAUUCUUACUCGACUCCUGUCUGCCAGCUGCUUUCUCUAACCUGAGCUCAGUGGGAUCUGCAUUAACAUGUACCUUUGUUUCCUCUGAUGGUGCUCACUCCUCCUGGUUUUGUGCUCCUGGAGGCCCAGAGAAUCAGGGCAAAGGAGCUCGGAGCUCUCCAUGGAAUUGUCUUGUCUCUUCUCCAAUAAUCACCUCCCACUUAGGUGUCCAAGUGCCUUCCCCUGCAUGUUCUUGUUCAGGCUGGUGUUGUAACCAUCUCCUGUCUCCUCUUUUCUCUACUUUUCAUCUGUUUCUUGCUAUUUGCUCUCCCAGUCCCUUUGGAUUGCUUUGCUCUGCCUUCCCCCUAAGAUCAGGUAUAGGAUCAUUUCACUGCUGUUUAUCCUGUGCUUGCAGAGGCUGAACUAGAUAAUCUAAAGUGAGAUUUUCACAUUAAACCCUCUAUAUAUAGCCAAGGAAAACUAGUUUGUAUUAGUUUGUCUGGAAGUCUCUUUGUGUCCUUCCCUGAAUAGGAGAAGCUUUUUAAUCUACUGAUUCUUCAAUAUUGUGUCUGGAGCAAAAUGAAGGCUGGUGACUGUGUGAAUGUGAUCUUUCCCAGAGUCCUUUCCUCAAACAAUGAGGUUUCUGUAAGGUUCUCCCAAGUUACUCCCACAAGAAGGGGAUCCCCAGCAAGAUGUACCCCAAGUAUCUGCUUGGGAUGUCAAGGCAGUCAGAUGAAAUUCAAAGUCUGAGUGAUGGUGUCAAACAAACCCCCUGAGUGCUGCAGGUGAACACACUUAGGGCUCCUGCAGACCCCAACUGCUCUGCUUGACAUCCCACUGACACAAACCCUCCCUCACUCACCUGCUUGGCAAAUUCCAGGACACCCCAGAGUAUCCAGGUGUUUCUCUCACUGGAUUUGCUCUCCUGUUCACUGCAGGAGUGUCAGCUGCCAUGCAGGCCUGGAACUGGCCAGGCUGGUUCCUGAUUUUACCCCUCACUCAUCCUUCGUGUCCUGCCUCACUCUUCAGAUUCCAUCUGGCCUAUCCCAGCUCUGGGGAUGUGGGCUGGGCUCCAGGAUCCCUAAAUCCCACCAGCACCGAGGGAACACACCAGGAACGGUUUGCAAGCAAAUAGCUACAGAGCAAGAUAAGCAUUAUCAGGUUUCCCUGAACACAGGAAUUGCUCAGGAUCAGUAUCACACUCACAGAUCAGCCGAGAGGUUUUUUCUUAUCAUACAGUGAAUUAAAAACACAAAAGGCAGCAAUAAUUCUUUUUUUCCUCCCUGAAAAUGGAGGAAAAUGGCCAAACACUGGGAUCCAUUUUCCUGGGUUUUUACUACACCACAAAAGAACAGAAAGAAUUUUGCCGAAGUCACAGCACCAGCACCAUGUUACACAUUUAAAAUUCAGGAGCAGUUUGGGACUUGGCCCUCUCAGGAGUCAGGCAGUACAGGGAACUAUGGAGGUGUUGAGCCCAAGCACUGGUGGUUUGUUUGACAUUGCUAUUUGCAUUUUUGUGAACGUAGAAUGGAAAGCCUGCUGGCCUGGGUCAGUUGGGACCACAAGGGUGACAGGGAGACCAAUGUGGGAUGCACUGAGCACUGUCCUGUUCUCCUGGUAGCACUAAAUUCAUUUUUCCUUAGACCUUGAGUUGUCAAAGCAGCCACUAAAAACUGGGAAAAAACAGAAACUUGGGACCUACAGAAAUAAACUAAGGGAAACUGGGAAAAGCCAGGAACUUGGGACUUACAGAAAUAAACCAAGUGCCAUGUUCAAACCACCAAGGAAUGUUUGUCUGCCAUGUUCCUGUCUGCCUGAAGAAUGUAUGCACUGAAAACAACGCUUUCUUAUGUAGUCAAAAAUUGUACUGUAUCUAUUAACCAAAAAAAUAAAAAGAUUCUAUAUUUAUACA
Motacilla alba alba is the source of this 9754-nucleotide messenger RNA. RefSeq names its product vascular endothelial growth factor receptor kdr-like. The transcript is spliced from 30 exons. Gene Ontology annotation, biological process: vascular endothelial growth factor receptor signaling pathway; protein phosphorylation; multicellular organism development. Gene Ontology annotation, molecular function: vascular endothelial growth factor receptor activity; ATP binding. The coding region runs from base 711 to 4649 and encodes 1312 amino acids. NCBI's taxonomy places the organism in Eukaryota, Metazoa, Chordata, Aves, Passeriformes, Motacillidae. The record is from RefSeq and is a predicted model, not a curated record. Gene Ontology annotation, cellular component: signaling receptor complex; plasma membrane.